Rhipicephalus sanguineus (brown dog tick) is the source of this 1617-nucleotide messenger RNA. Its product is annotated as metalloproteinase. The record is from RefSeq and is a predicted model, not a curated record. Bases 42 to 1556 code for a protein of 504 amino acids. The transcript is spliced from 14 exons. NCBI's taxonomy places the organism in Eukaryota, Metazoa, Arthropoda, Arachnida, Ixodida, Ixodidae. Gene Ontology annotation, biological process: membrane protein ectodomain proteolysis. Gene Ontology annotation, molecular function: metalloendopeptidase activity.
CGUUAUCGAAGGUGUUGGAGUUUCCUUGUUAAGGCUUAUGAAUGGAAUCGUUAGCGUUAUUGAGUGUUGUACAACUUCCGUUACUUAUCAUAUGCUGCCAGACCGCCGAGCUGCCGAAAUACAGAGCUAUUGUGUAUCCCCAAGUCUUCGAUGGACGUGAUGAAAACACGAAAGUUCUAAAAGUAAACGAAGAUAUAACUCUGAACCUGGAGCCCAGCUCCAUACUGCACGAAAAUUUCUUUGUCCGCACAUACCGAAAUGGAAUUCCAGAGCAUCAAUACUUCAACGUGCGAGAUUUGCAGAAAAACUUGUAUCAUGACAAACGAAAAUACGUUGCAGUGGUACUUUCCGAAAACGGCGGGAUGGUGAAAGUGGAAGGCGUCGUUGGACCUAACUUGAAGAUCAGACCCCUUGAAACCACCGAGCGUUCUCAGCAUAGUCUCCAAGCGCAUCUCGUCGAAAAUAUUGAAGACACCGAUUCGGUUGGAGUCUAUGGCAAACAUAUAGCAGAUGAAAUUGCGAUUUCUGAGCGUGCCGCAAAUGAUCAAACUGGUUUUGAUUCACGGAAGUACAGCGUCCAAGACAUUUUCCCGGAAGUACUUCUAAUAUGUGAUUCAAGGCUCCAAUUACAGUUUAACAGACAAAUGAACAUAACCGUCUACAUGAUGGUAACCAUGCAAGUUGUGAAUAUACGCUACAGCGCGCUCUCCCACCCAAGGGUGCAUAUCGUGCUGCGAGGUAUCGAACUCUCUCACUGGCGACAGGAGCACGAUUAUUAUGUGUACUCCGGGAAUGGCAUCGAUGCGUACGAAUCCCUCCAAGGACUUGUGAAGUUUAUAAAUAAAAAGAAUGAAACGUAUGGAGCGUUUGAUAUGGUUUACUUUGUAACAGGCUUUGACAUGGUUGCCGUAUAUAAAGACGGAACAAGAAUGGAGGCUCUUCAGGGCUACGCCUUUGUUGCAUCUGCUUGUACUACGCACCGGCAACAGCUCGGUGAGGACCAAGCGUACACUUACCAAGGAAUUCGUAUUAUGACCCACGAAAUGGCACAUACGUUGGGUUGUUCGCACGAUGGUACCACAGCACCGGGUAUCGUAAACGCAUUUACACCGGACAGCCUACAAUGUCCAUGGGGCGAUGGAUACAUUAUGAGUUAUCUAGAAGAAGACAUCAGAAGCAUGCAGUUUUCUCAUUGUUGCAAGUAUGAUAUUCAACGAAUGUCCUGGUCAUAUCAGGCAGGUUGCUUGCAUAUAAACAAUUCAGUAACGUUUCCACUAACUCGUUACCAGCUGCCAGGAGAAUAUUUGAGCCUAGAUGUGCAGUGUCGAAUUAGGUACCCCUAUCUUAGCAGAACAUACUUCAUUCAGAGAGGUUCGAGACGGAGCUGCAGAGGCUACUGCUUUAUCCCUGGACAAGAUUACGGGCCUGCUGCUGACGGCCUACGGGAUCUUCUAUUCCUAGACGGCACUAAUUGCUCGUAUAGACACAAGGGUAUAUGUAUAAAUGGAGUGUGUCGUCCAGCCUCAAGGAGAACACAUCGGCAGAAGCCGUACUAAAAUGUAAAUAAAACACAUGAAAAGUGUUGUGCUGGGACCGCUCGUGUGUGAACGGCUGAUG